AUGGAUUUGGUUACAGCGACUCGACAGUACAUUAGCGAAAUGAUUCGGUUAGCCGGGCCCGGAAUGAAAAUUAUGAUGAUGGACAAAGAAACGACGAGUACUAUAUCAUGUGUUUACGCACAGAGUGAUGUAAUGCAGAAGGAAGUUUACCUGUUCGAAAGAAUUGAUUCUGGCAUUCAAAGAGAACCAAUAAAGUAUCUCAAAUGUAUUUCCUAUCUACGUCCGACGCCAGAAAACAUAAAUCUCCUUUGUCAGGAACUUCGAUCUCCCAAAUAUGGACAGUAUUAUAUUUAUUUCUGUAAUAUUAUUAGCAAAACAGACGUGAAAACAUUAGCUGAAUCUGACGAACAAGAGAUGGUGCGUGAAAUGCAUGAAUUUUACAUGGAUGGUGUCGCAUUGUGCCCACAUCUAUUUACUUUAAAUAUACCGCAGAAUUAUGGGUUGUCAUAUUCUUUUUCUCUUCCCGUGUUUCGUCGAUCUAUUCUUUCGAUUAUAUCUGUUUUACUAGCUAUGAAGAAAAAACCUCUUAUACGCUAUCAAUUUUCCUAUCCGGAUGCAAAGAGGUUGGCCGAAGAAGUUGCUAGAGCGAUGAUUCGAGAAGAAAAUUUAUUCGAAACUUGUAAAUCUGACACAGUGAUGUUAAUUAUCAACAGAAGCGAAGAUCCAGUCACUCCACUUCUUAAUCAGUGGACAUAUGAGGCAAUGGUACAUGAAUUACUUGGUAUAACUAAUCAUCGAGUUACAACAGAUUCUGCUUCUGAUCUCGGAACUGUUUUACUUUCACCUUUCAGUGAUUCAUUUUAUUCAAAUAAUAUGUACGCAGAUUUCGGUGAAAUAGGACAAAAUAUCAAGAAUCUUAUGACUGAAUUUCAACGAAAAUCUCAAACCACUCAGAAACUUGAAUCAAUCAGUGACAUGAAAAAUUUUGUUGAGCAAUAUCCACAAUUUAAGAGGAUAUCUGGAACCUUAUCGAAACAUGUCUCUGUUGUUGGUGAGCUUUCCAGACUUGUUUCUGCUCGAAAUUUGCUUGAAAUAUCUGAAGUCGAGCAACAGAUUGUGUGUAAUGGUGAACAUUCGCAAUGUCUCGAUGCAGUUCGACGUUUAUUGCAGAAUAAUCAAACCACAGAAAUCGAUUUGACAAGAUUGGUGAUGUUAUAUGCGCUUCGGUUCGAGAGUCAUGCAAAUAAUGAUACUCAAGGACUCAUGCAAUUACUCAAACGUAGGAAUGUUAGCAACAAAAAUUUUAAGGCUGUCAAAGCGGUUCUUGAUUUUACUGGAUCGUCUGCUCGACGAAAUGAUCUUUUUGGGCGUUCUGCUAUUGCUAUAACGAAAAAAUUGAUCAAGGGGAUAAAAGGAGUCGAAAAUAUAUAUACUCAAUAUGAACCUUAUAUAAAUCAAUUGAUUGAUUCUUUAGCCAAAGGGAAGUUAUCAGAAACUGUUUAUCCAUUUAUCACAUCUGGCCAAAACAGUAAGGCUGAUAAUAUAAUAUUAUUUGUUAUUGGUGGGACAACGUAUGCGGAAUCUCGUAUUGUACACUUGUAUAACGAGCGAAGGUACAAUGGCGCAAAUUUACCUGCUGUUCUUCUGCUUUCAACGACAGUACUUAAUACACAAAGGUUUCAUUGUCAUAGUUUCUAA
Messenger RNA from Dracunculus medinensis (Guinea worm), 1638 nucleotides. Lineage: Eukaryota; Metazoa; Nematoda; Chromadorea; Rhabditida; Dracunculidae. The record is from the annotation of a GenBank genome assembly.